This is a messenger RNA of Gopherus evgoodei (Goodes thornscrub tortoise), 1178 nucleotides long. RefSeq names its product aldehyde dehydrogenase 18 family member A1 (gene ALDH18A1). Gene Ontology annotation, molecular function: ATP binding; glutamate-5-semialdehyde dehydrogenase (NADP+) activity; kinase activity. Lineage: Eukaryota; Metazoa; Chordata; Testudines; Testudinidae. The transcript is spliced from 10 exons. Gene Ontology annotation, cellular component: mitochondrion. The record is from RefSeq and is a predicted model, not a curated record. Bases 183 to 1145 code for a protein of 320 amino acids.
UUGUCCUUCCCCGAGGGGGUUGCCGGAGCUCUCCUGGCUCGCUCCCCUCAGACGUGUCGCGUCGCCUUUCCCGCCAGCAGCGCAGCGGCCGGGCCUCCGGGCGAACGGAAAGCGUGAGUGGCUUUGCGAAUGGGGACUGGCGCGGUCCGGCUGGUAUCCUUGAUCCUCCCAAACAUCUCACAAUGUUGUGUCGAGCUGCUCUGAGCCGCUCCUUCCGCUCCCCUGGACGAUACCUCCUCUUCUCACCACAGUACAUCACAGCUAUUUCCCAGCCUUAUUUGCCUGUCCAUAACCUGGUGUUAAGGAAUGAAUCUAUCCGUUGCUGGAGUAACAUCCCAUUUAUCACCAUGCCCCUCAGUCGUACACAUGGCAAGUCAUUUGCACAUCGCAGUGAGCUGAAGCAUGCUAAAAGGAUUGUGGUGAAGCUGGGUAGUGCUGUUGUGACUCGAGGGGAUGAGUGUGGAUUGGCUCUUGGGCGGUUGGCAUCUAUUGUUGAGCAGGUGUCAAUGCUGCAGAAUCAGGGUCGGGAAAUGAUGAUAGUCACCAGUGGUGCUGUGGCCUUUGGAAAACAGCGAUUGCGCCAUGAGAUCCUGCUUUCUCAAAGUGUGAGGCAGGCCCUCCAUUCAGGACAGAACCAGCUAAAGGACAUGGCUAUUCCAGUUCUGGAGGCACGAGCCUGUGCAGCCGCUGGGCAGAGUGGACUGAUGGCUCUCUAUGAGGCCAUGUUUACACAGUACAGCAUUUGUGCAGCUCAGAUUUUAGUCACCAAUUUGGAUUUCCAUGAUGAACAGAAGCGUCGGAAUUUAAAUGGGACAUUGCAUGAGCUGCUGCGGAUGAACAUCGUCCCUAUUAUUAACACCAAUGAUGCUGUUGUUCCACCUCCAGAACCAAACAGUGAUCUUCAGGGGGUAAAUGUUAUUAGCGUUAAGGAUAAUGAUAGUCUGGCAGCACGAUUGGCUGUAGAAAUGAAGACUGAUCUCCUGAUUGUUCUCUCAGAUGUAGAAGGGCUCUUUGACAGUCCCCCAGGGUCAGAUGAUGCGAAGCUCAUUGACAUAUUUUACCCUGGAGAUCAGCAGUCUGUGACAUUUGGAACCAAAUCCCGGGUAGGGAUGGGAGGAAUGGAGGCCAAGGUAGGAGAAGCUUGAAGCCUGUGCUGCUUUGUGGGCCCUCCAAGAUGG